CCGCCCUGUUGCUGCAUCACUCCGUCAGCAGAGACAACCAAAGCGACUGUAGAUUUCCGUCGGGCGUGGACGUCUGAUUGGGGAGUUCCGCUAUUUGUAAACAGGCAUUCCUAUCCCCAGAACUCUCCCUUUCGAUCCUUGCAUUGCUUAUCAUCGUGGUGUUCAGUUAUUUUGCUGAAUGGCUGUCAUCUCUAGUUGCAUUUCACUCUUUUGACGAGUCACUUGGACGUCUCAUUACGCCUCAAAAGACGGCACCCGCGCGAUCUCUCCUCGACUCUAUCCUUCACAACAUCCUUCCUUUGUUGAUUAGACUUCUGGACAAUCUCCUUGACUGGAUCGGCACUGGAUAUCUUGGUUUUCCCGCAUUCUAGAGCACCCAUCAAAGACUUGAGGACAGCAUACAUAUGAUUUAAUGGGACGGACGUUUGGGGAAUAGCCGAUUUUUUGGAUUUUCCUUCUGUCGCUGGGCCCCUCUAUUUGAGGACAUAGAGAAACCUGGCCAUUCUUUUCUGUCCGUCUUCCCCUUGCAUCUUGGCUUUCUCUGGCCCAUCUUCUACAAGAUUCAAAUGAUACGACUUGAUUAACGGCCGACUAUCCUCUAGGGGCCCUUCUCUAUGCACCGACUUGUUUGGUAGUUUCUGAUCCAUUUUAUCUUAGGAAACAAGUUCAUCUUAGCCUGCCACAUGGAGGCAACCCAAGAAUCCACCCAGCCAUAUUCGGACCCACGCCGCAUCGGCUUAAGCAACUCUGGACUCCAUGACCAGGAUCUGGCUGAUAUAAUCUGCAUCCUACACCCGAAUUCUCAUGCUGCUCAUGAUGCUGUUGCAGCUACCGCAUCCAAGUCUCAUCAGCACAUACUACAACGAGACGAGCUCGCACAUGGGGACUCCGGUACCAGUGUGCUAGAUAUUGCUCUUAGACUGUCAUCGGAAGUUUGUGAUCCUAGUGGCGGAUUCUAUUUUGGUCGCAAUCCGCAGAGAUCCGAUAUCCUCCUCUCCACUGAUGAUAGCGCCAAGCGUAUAUCGAAUACACAUUUCCGUAUUUAUCUGACCAGUGACGGGAUCCUCAUGCUUCAGGAUACUUCCACAAAUGGCACAAUUGUAGAUGACUGUCGCCUGCGGAAAGGGUCAAAUAGCAGUCGGAUGCUCACCAACGGUUCUGUCAUUCAGGUGGUCUGCGGAGGGAAGGCAGUGGAAGAGGUAAGGUUCAUAGUUCGAAUACCUACACGGGAAGGGUUCGCCCGGGAAUACACGCAGAACUUGAUCCGUUACUUUGAACGAAUCCAAAAAUAUGUGGCCGAAAAUCAGCGGUUCAAGAAGCCUCCAGUACCCCAACAAUCCGCUCUACAGUGGACGGUGGGGAAUGCUUAUGGAAUGCAUUGGACGGGAGGUGCCAUGUACAAUGUGACUGGGCAAAUUGGGAAGGGUGCUUUUGCGACUGUAUAUAAACUGGCUACCAAGCAGCAUGGGGUCGUCUAUGCAGCCAAGGAACUCGACAAACGACGGUUCAUGAAGAAUGGGGUCUUGGACCAGAAAGUCGAUAAUGAAAUGAAAAUCAUGAAAGAUCUCAAACAUCCCAAUAUCGUUCAGUACAUCGACCACCACGAGCACGAACGCUGGAUUUAUAUCAUCAUGGAAUAUGUUCCUGGUGGUGAACUAUCAACGUACCUACAGUCGCAUGGCAAAAUUCCCGAGGAUAUGGUUAAAACCAUGACUCGCCAGCUCCUGCACGCGUUGCAGUAUCUCCACAGACGCAGGAUAACACAUCGUGAUAUCAAGCCAGAUAAUAUCUUAAUUGCAUCUCUAGACCCGCUCAAGGUGAAACUUUCUGACUUCGGAUUAUCGAAAGUUGUCCAGGAAGAAACGUUUCUGAAAACUUUCUGUGGCACUCUCCUGUAUUGCGCCCCAGAGGUGUAUCCAGAAUAUCAAAACUACCGAGGCGGGGAAUUGAAGAAGAGGCGCCGAUUGGGCGACCCACCUCCUAAAACUUCCCCAUACGGCCAAUCCGUUGACAUGUGGUCGCUGGGCGCGGUCUUAUUCCAUAUUUUAUGUGGCGAACCUCCAUAUAUGGGACGCGGCGAUGACAAGGGCUCGCAGAUGCUGCGAAAUAUCAUGACAACGGAUCCUGAUUUCGGCCUCCUCCGUAAAGCGGGUGUGUCUGAAGAAGGUAUUGAUUUUGUAGGCCGCCUUCUUAACCGGAACCCCUCUUCUCGCCCGGAUGAACAGGCGUGUUUUACCCAUGAAUGGAUAGCCAAUGUGGCGGAUGUUGACGAAUAUGAACGUGAUGACCAUUUCCUAUUCCCAAUUGGUGAGACUGGCCUAUCAGAUAUCGGCGAGGAUUUGGAGGAUGAGUUGGAUGCGUCACAGUUGUCACUCUAUGACAAAGAUGGUCAAGGACUGGGACAAGUGAAUGAGCCGGAAGAUGACGCGCAAGUUAAAAGACGCCGGUUUGAUUAUCCCCCCUUGAUUCCGUACCCAUCUCUCCCAAAUCUGGAAAGCUUCAACCCGGUCGAAUCCAUCCCUGAGUCAAGUCGAGGACGUCUUUUUGGAGAGAUCACAGCUUCUGUACGACGCAGCUCUAAAGUCUUUCAAGCCAGUCUCGGCGAAUUCGGAGAAGACGGCUUCAGCGUGCAUGACUUCGUUUCGUCCUCCGGUGAGUCGAUAAACGAUAGAAACAGCGUGUAUUCUGUUGUCUCCCUUCCGCAAAUACCGUUUGGCGGUUCCGCACCAAGUUUGAUGGGGGCUGAGAAUCUCGUUGGGCAGCUGAACAUGAAUUCGUCCCCGAAAAUGGACGACCCAGUCCUCGAAGGACCAAUACGACUACUCAGCUCGGAACACAUGAAAGGGAUCGGAACUAGCGACGAUUCUGACGAUGAUCGUCUGCGAGUGAGCAUUAACGAAGACACCCCUAAGCCAGACCGUUUCCACCGUCGAACUUCGUUGACUGUUCCCGAGACGGCUAGCGAGUGUUCUAGCGAUGAUAACUUUGGCAUCGAGGCCCCCGAAUUGUCAGACAAUGAAUUAGCUGUCACCAUUGAUGCUGUAACCAGAAGGGAAAUUACUGGAGCGCCUGAGACAGAAACUGGUGAGAAGGAUUACAACGGCAAUGACAAUGGUUAUAACAUCUCUGCAGACAAUUUACCAAGUUCCCUUGCUGCACAGAUACCACCUACCCCUGAGUCAGUCACCGGUACGCCAUUCAACAAAGCUCGACCAUUGCUCGGCAAACUGACGACUAUUCCGGGAUCGAUUUUCGACUUGACUCUCGAGUUGGAAAACCGAAUGACGUCGUGGGGUCGUGGGCCGCAGGCAUCGAUCUGCUACCCUGACCGCAUGGAUACCAGGAUUCCCGCGUAUGCACUGGAAGUGACUUUCUGGGCGCCAGCUAUCGAGGCACGAAUUGCUGCUGGAGAAGACUGGAAAACGGUGCCAGACGUAAUGACGAUUCUGUCCACGAAAGCCAGACGAUGCAUAUGGGUCAAUGGUGUCGAACUCCACCGGGGCCCUCAGGAUGGUCAAGGAAAGCUGGGAUUUCAAUAUGGUAAACUGUACACGAACGAUAUCAUUACAGUGUACGAACACAAGGACAAGUUCUUGAAGUUUCAGUGCGAGUUCUACCAUGGCGACAGCGCACGUACACGUCCCGAGAACGAAAGGGGGUUCAUCGUGCGGAAAGUCCUGAUGUCCAAGGAAGACGUGAACGCCAAGCGGUUGCCUAUCCAAAGAGGCAGCUUUGAGAGUCAUAAAUGAGAUGAGCCUUGCUUGCUUGCAGUGAGGGUGGAUGGCGAAUGCGUUUUUUGUUCUAUCAUUGUUCAUAUUGCAUACUAUUAUCCUUUUGUUGGUUGGAUACAUUUUUCUUGUGGUGGAUUGUGAUUAUUCUUUCUAGAAGCAGAUGCCUGAUCUGUGAUAUAGGGUUCAUUGGAAAUAUCAAGGUACCAUGAUCUAGCUAAUUUGACAGAAGCACACCAAUUCCUGAUGCUUCGUCAGCAUGAGAAUUUGUUGUAUUGAACAGUGGAAGUAUCAAUGCUAGGAAAAGUCCCUGGUUAUAUGCCCCAGACAUGAAUUGAUAUUUAUAGUCACG
Monascus purpureus is the source of this 4080-nucleotide messenger RNA. The record is from the annotation of a GenBank genome assembly. NCBI's taxonomy places the organism in Eukaryota, Fungi, Ascomycota, Eurotiomycetes, Eurotiales, Aspergillaceae.